This is a messenger RNA of Mus pahari (shrew mouse), 2091 nucleotides long. Its product is annotated as endogenous retrovirus group K member 8 Gag polyprotein-like. Gene Ontology annotation, molecular function: structural molecule activity; zinc ion binding; nucleic acid binding. Lineage: Eukaryota; Metazoa; Chordata; Mammalia; Rodentia; Muridae. Gene Ontology annotation, biological process: viral process. The record is from RefSeq and is a predicted model, not a curated record.
AUGAUCAGACCGCCACCGGCAACUUCAAAGACUAAAGAUGGGGCUGGGGAUUUUCCCAUGUUACUUAAACAGAAUUCAGUUAUUAAACUUCGAGCCUUGACCAGUAAGAAAUUGCCUUGGCUUAAAUUUCCUUUCACAGCCUAUUCCCUUUUGGAUAUUCCCGCCCUUCAGGAAGAACCUAGACUGGAGUGUUUCCACGGGCAGGAACACUCAAGUGGCACCCAACAUGGCCUGGGGCCUGAAGACAGCGGAAAAAUCCAAAUGCUGCCAGUGGAGCUCCACAUGCACGAUGACAAUUUGAGUGAUGAAGUGCUAACCUGGCACCCUCAUCUCUCACGGUGGCAGCGUACAAUGGGGAUAGGAACUUCUAGGCAGGUUUAUGUCCGAAGUCUUCAAGAUCUGCUUCAGGUGAAAGGAAUUGGGUUUGAAGAACAUGAGUUACAAAAUUUUGUAGAACAAAUAGAUUCUUACUGCCCAUGGUUCAGAGAGGAAAAAACUUUAAACAAGAGAACCUGGGAAAGAAUUGGAAAAGCUCUGAGGGAUGCCCAGGCAGAGAAGUUCACACUCUGCCUCUGGGCACUAGUGAAAGAUUCCAUUGAUGAAGAGAUUCUGCUGGCCUUCCAUAGUACUGAGGCUGAGCUUAAAGAAUGUCAGGGAAACUCUAAAUUAGGGAGAUAUGGAGAUUCCGAUGAUGAGCUAACACCUCAAGAAGGGGAUCCUUUACAAAAAGGAGCCACCAGAUAUUCUGACGAGGAUUGGUCUUUGUACAAAUCCGAAUCCUCUGUCCCACCUAUGACCUCCGCUAAAGCAGGGGCUGCUCAAUUGGAUUUACAACUAUGCAAGUUAGAGUUCGAAAUUAAUUUGCAAAAACUGACGAAGGAGCUUCAAGAGCUGAAAGCCGCGUCAUUUGCAGGAAAAAAUAUUUACCCUGAAAUUCAUCAACCACAGCUAGAGGAAGCCGUAUGUAGAACUCGUGGGGAAGGACAUGAUUCUUCUAACGUGCUGGCUUUCCCCGCAGCGAAAAUGUUCAACCAGCAAAAUAAUAGGGUCGGUCAAUACCAGACCUUGGAGUUCAAGGUGAUAAAGGAAUUAAAAGCAGCUGUGGCACAGUAUGGCCCCACAGCCCCCUUCACGCAAGCCUUAUUAGAUAUGCUUGUGGAGUCACAUUUGAGCCCCCAAGAUUGGAAGACGUUGUGUAGGGCUACCUUGUCAGGAGAAGAUUUUUUACUCUGGAGUGCUGAGUGGCAAUAGGCUUGUAAAAGAACCGCUAGUUUAAAUGUGCAGGCUGGUAACCCAAAUUGGGAUAUUAACAUGCUAUUGGGAGAAGGUAAAUAUGAAGGCAAUCUAAAUCANAUCGGAUUUCCUGUGGGAGUUUAUGCACAGGUUGCUAGGGCUGCUCACCGUGCGUGGAAUUUAUUACCUACUACAGGGGAUUUCAAUGGAGGUUUAUCCGGCAUUCGGCAGGGCCCUGAUGAGCUUUACCAGGAGUUCGUGGAUAGGUUACUUAGAGCAGCUAGCAAAAUUGCUGGAGAUUCUCAAACAGGAAUCCCUUUUGUUACACAACUGGCUUAUGAAAAUGCUAAUGCAGCAUGCCGUGCCGCUAUUCGGCCGUACAAAGGACAGAUGGAUUUGGCGGGGUACAUUCGUCUCUGUGCAGAGAUCGGUCCAUCCUGUGGUCAGAGUCUAGCAUUGGCGGCUACUUUACAAGGGAGCACCGCGUGGAAAAUGCCAUCACAUAGACGAGGGGACAAUGCAUGUUUUAAGUGUGGGAAUGUUGGUCAUUUUCAAGGCAACUCUCCAAAAAAUAAAAUUGCUGAGGGCGGAAAAAUAAACCGUGCCCCAGGAAUUUGCCCUCGCUGCAAGAAGGGUAACCACUGGGCUAGGGAAUGUAAGUCUAAGACAGACCGGCAGGGUCAGCCAUUGCCAGGAAGCCAGAGGAGGGGCUCACUCCAGGCCCUGGGUUAUGAACGGCAUGCGGUUUAUGGGGCCUCGAAACUGCUGCCCAGCCAAGGAAAUCCAUUUUUGAACUCCUCAGGGCAAUCCCAAAAAGUGCUGGAUUGGAGCUCUNUUCCACCACCCACACAGUAUUAA